Molecule: messenger RNA, 1889 nt
Organism: Paecilomyces variotii
Lineage: Eukaryota; Fungi; Ascomycota; Eurotiomycetes; Eurotiales; Thermoascaceae
Product: integral membrane protein
Exons: 3
Coding region: 307-1680 (457 amino acids)
Source: RefSeq, a predicted model, not a curated record
CAUCAUCUACAAUAGCAAUCCAUUCCUGAAAUAUCUUCUAUCAAAACGCUCAAAAGUUCCGUUCCCGGCGACGUCAGCGCGGGCCCUAGCGUGGGCGCCUAAGAAAGCCUGUUUGGUUGACAGCCAUGAUUCCCAUCAAGAUAUCAUCACACUAUUUCUCCCUAUUCUGGCUGGAAAAAGCAAAAGGUUCUUUUUUUAAAGGGGUAUCGAACCAUGCAUUCCCGCAUACCCCGGAGUAGUAAUACUACAUAAGGACAUGGCUGUUGAUGCGAGAAGAUAUACAACGACAGCAAUCAGACAUCUCAGAUGCCUUUGAGUAAACGGGCAUUUCGCCCCGAGCGCGAGCCGCUGCGGGAUUAUGCUGAUCUCGAACUACAGCGCUCUCAUAUCAAUGCGCCCUUUUCGUUUCUGAACCCUACUCAUGCGGUCUUCAAACCAACGGAGAAGUACGCCUUGGAAGGCGAGACUGAGAGAAAGAGACCCGAAGGCGAAGAGGAAACGAUCGAGCAAGAUCGCAAGAAACAACAACAACAACCACCACGCGCUGAAGCCGACCAGAUCCAGUACCUGUGGCGAUCUCGCGAUAACCGCAAGGGCCGACAUGCCUUGCAGGUACGAUAUCAUGAUGAGAAAGAUCCAACAACGAAGCCACGCUAUCAGGCUCCGCGGAAGACGAACGAAUUCCGCUCCGUGCUCCAGGGCAUCUGGCGCAUGUUCAGUGUGUUUCCCUAUUGGAACGUCUCGUACCUGGUCGCGGUCGUCUUUACCCUCGGAUCCGUGAUCUGGGUGAUCAACGCCUUCUUCGUCUGGCUACCGCUGGAAGAUCCCAGCUCUGCAUUCCCCAAUGAGUCCCUGACGGCCGGUGGCGUGACGGCUUUUAUCGGCGCGACCACCUUCGAAAUCGGCAGCGUGCUCCUGAUGCUCGAGGCCGUCAACGAGAACACCGCGGGUUGUUUCGGCUGGGCCUUGGAACAGGUGCUCCGGGAAGAGACCGCAGAGGCGAUUACCGUCGUCAAGCCCGCAUCUGAGGACAAAUGCCGUCAUCAUCACGCGGACCGGCGUGUUUUCGUGGGCAGCGGACGGCGCAGAGGACACUCUUCGUGGACGACCGUCGAUGCCGCCGGGGAUAGGACAUUCACCUGGUUUCCGUCCUGGACGGAAUUGAAGACGCAUUAUCUGCAUGAACUUGGCUUUCUCGCCUCCCUGGCGCAGCUGAUCGGGGCUACUAUCUUCUGGAUUGCUGGCUUCACGGGCCUUCCGGGCAUUAUUAACCAUAUGAGUCAACGCGUCACGAAUGGCGUUUACUGGGUGCCGCAGAUUGUUGGCGGUUCUCUCUUCAUUACCAGCGGUCUCCUCUUCACCAUCGAAACACAAAAGAAAUGGUACAUCCCCGCCCCCAACAUCCUAGGUUGGCACAUUGGCGCCUGGAACUUUGUCGGAGGGAUUGGCUUUACGCUAUGCGGCGCUCUCGGUCCCGCGAGCGCCAACUCCGGUGUCGAGUACCAAUCCACUCUCGCCACGUUCUGGGGUUCGUGGGCCUUCUUGAUCGGUUCCGUGAUCCAAUGGUAUGAAUCGUUGGAUAGACAUCCUGUUGAAGAGAAGAAGGAUAAGAAUGAUGGUGCAAGUGUUAGUUCUGAUGAGAUGGCGACGGAGGAACUUGCUGGGAAAGAGAGGGGUUGAGUAUAUUAUAAUUGUAUAUAUGUAUGUAUGAAUGAAUGAAUCAUGAAUGAAUGAAUAUAUGAAUAUGUGGAUGAGUUGAUGGGUUGAUGAAUGGAUUCACGUCGGCGAUGAUAUUGUAUAAUAUGAAGAUAUAUACAUAUAUCCAUCUAUCGGGACCAGAAUAACUGGAUCCGCUCAAUUUAGAUUGCAACUAUACUCCAAGCAGCGGA